CCAGGCGCUUAUUGUCCGGAGAAAGUUCGUCUUGACAACACCCCAUCAUACACAAUGGCUGGGAAACAUGAUCCCAAAGUGAAUAACGACACACCCGCCCCUGGAGAUUAUACACCAGAAGCAGUGAAGCUUGGCCACUCACCUGCAUUUAGUAUUGUCGGGCGGAGAAAUGUCCAACAGAUUAGUGAUACACCAGCUCCGGGCGAAUACUAUUCUGAAAAGGUCCGACUAGAUCAUACUCCAGCAUUUACUAUAUGCGGCCGAAAAUACCUUAAACACGCAGAAAACACACCAUCUCCAUGUGAUUACAAACCCGAAGAAUGCAAACUUGACCAGUCCCCAGCUUAUACCUUUGGCAUAAAAACAAAUCUUCAUGUUAGAAAUGAAUCGCCGGCUCCAGGGCAAUAUGAAUUCGAGAAAGUUAAUAUGGAUCGAGGUCCCGCGUACACUUUUGGUUUAAAAGUAACUCACGAGCAAGUCAGUGAAACCCCAGCACCCACUGCUUAUGAACCAGAAAAACACACUCUCGAUCACGCACCUUCCUUUAGUUUUGGCUUAAAGCCCAAGAGCAAGUUGACCACCGAGGCACCAGCUCUGCCAAAGGGUGCUUAUGUAGAAGAUCGCAUUUUGCAAAGACGAGAACGGCGUUUAGCCAGUCCUGUACGCACCAAUCAAAACCAGAAUUUACUGAACGGCGAGGUGGUAAACUCCACCGAUAAUUCAUCUAAUCAUGUUGAGCGCACAUCCAAUACAAUUACCAGCACAAAAAUCAGAACAGUUGGUGAGCAAGAAGUGCUCGAAAACGGGUAUAAAACGGACAAAGCCUCUCGGCCGCAGCACUCCGACGCCAGCAGCACCAGAACAACAGUUGCACAGCACAUUGCCAGGGGCGCACUAAGCAACGGCACUGACCUUAAAGCGAAUGCUAAAGCCAAAGGCACCACAACCACUAGCACUAUAACAUACACGGUUUCCGACGCUGGAUUAGAUAACGGUAGAGAAAUUCACACCGCCCAAGCCAGAUCUGAUGCCAGAACGGCCAAAUCCGGCGGCUCUAUCACCAAGACGGUGGUACAGUCGGACGGCUCAGCCGUUACAACGACCACAACCUCAAAAACUUCGUCCGUCAAAUAUGUUGUUGAGGCUAACGCCACACAUGAAAAGAUCAUAAGCUCCUAAUGUCUAUAAAAUACCCACCGUCUUGGGUAUCAGUAAGGAAGGCCCGAUACGUUCAGCACCGGCCUUCACAAUGGCCGGUAGACAA
Messenger RNA from Bactrocera latifrons, 1264 nucleotides. Its product is annotated as outer dense fiber protein 3. The transcript is spliced from 5 exons. NCBI's taxonomy places the organism in Eukaryota, Metazoa, Arthropoda, Insecta, Diptera, Tephritidae. The record is from RefSeq and is a predicted model, not a curated record. Bases 55 to 1179 code for a protein of 374 amino acids. Gene Ontology annotation, cellular component: cytoskeleton.